UCCAUAGCGACGGGGUACGCGAAGUGACAAAAUGAAUGGGACUUUGGUGAUAUGCGUGAUGAAUAGGACAGCGGCACAAAAGAUACUAUGAAUGAUCUUUGAACUUGAUUACAACUGGCACAAUGAAAUGGGGAAAAGGAAACAGCACACUGACCCGUGUCAUACAUUUGUUCCAAAGAUCAGUGAGACUAGCAAGAAACUCGCACUGCGAAGGCUAGAGAACUUGGAUACGAAAGGCAUACCCCAUUUUAUGCUGGAAACCAGAAGCAAAGUCAAAUUGCAUGAGCCACUUGAACCUAUUCCGCCAAUAUCACCAAAUUACAGUUAUCCAACUGUCAAAGAAGGAUGGGUUAAAGGUUUUCACAAAUCAAAAGUAAAUGAUUGUGCUAUAAGCCCAGACACUGACGGAAUCGUUUCUCCACCAGUCAUGAGCAAAAAUGCUGUACUUCCACCCAGAAGGGUCGACUUGGAUGAGAAUAUUUUCACUUUUCGUCCAAAAGUCAGUUCAGCUAGUGUAAGAAUAGCUGAAAACCUCGGUUCAGAUUUCAUGUCUAGGCAACAACAGCAUUUGGAUCGGCAAAAGAAACUUAUUGAGCAGGCAACACUUCAUCAUCGUAUAGAGAACGCCUAUCUGUCUCCCUUUAACAGCAGUCGUAAACUUAGGGAGAAAGUGUUAAAAGAAUGUGGGGAUGCUAACAAUAAUGCUGUAUCACCGGAGGGGCCAGACAGCCAGCUAGGCAGCACACGCACGGACUCGGACGGAGGGGACGCAGAGACGGACACCAUGUGUCCAGCACAGACCUUCCCCAAGACACAUGUCAGCGCGACCGGGCUGCAGAGGCUGCUGGAUGGUCCCUACACUAAUGGUGCCCAGGACAUGGUGAUGAAGCGCCACCAGGCUCGCUACCACUCCCACCCGACCUUCAGUAAACAGAGGCUUCUUGUUGACUCAGGGGACAGUGAAGUGAAAGGAGAUGACUCAGAUGUGUCCAGUAGCUUGUCACGCAGCAAGACCAUGCCAUCACUGGGACGUCCCAAACUCACUCGGAGGCUGACGGGGGUGGCAGAUGGGGAGAGGUUACGUCAAGCCAAGGAGAUUGUAGAGAAAGCAAUUAAGUACCGCAAGGUGUUCACCAUCCAAGGUGGCUACUCCGUGAUUCGCCAGAGUCUGCGUCGCAGGGGUUGGGUGGAGAAGUUCUACCGGAUACCUGGGCCGGGCAAGAAGGCUAACAAGUCCAAACAUAAGAGAACAUCUGAUGACGAUGAUAGUGAUGAUGACGAUGAUGAUGGUGGUGGUGCCACUGAUGGCAAUGACAAUACUGAUGGCAAUGAUGAUGAUGAUGAUAAUGAUGAUGACAACGAUGAUGACAACCAUGAUGGUGGUGACCAUCCAAAGAUACCACCCUGGGAGGAGGAUGAUGGCUUGUAUGGAAUCAUGUCACGGAUGGUUCGCAAUGUGAACCCGUCAUUCAUCUGGGUGUUGAAGAGAGAUGUGAUAGACUACCGCUUCCUGUCAAAGGAGCAGAUGGUCAAUCAUUACUGCAAGGCUGGAUCAUUCACCACCAAGGUUGGUUUGUGCGUCAACAUGAAGAAUGUGCCGUGGUAUGACAACGCUGACCCUGACAUGUUCUUUCCCCGAUGUUAUCGACUCAGCCAGGAGGAGGACAAGGCAGCCUUCAUAGACGACUACCGGCUGACGGCUUGCAUGAACAUCAUCAAGAUUGUGGUGAGUCAGAGCAUGGAUGGUACUGUACAACCCAAGGAGACAGGGGAAGACACGCCCACCUCCCCUGCCUGUACUAACCCCGAGUGUACCCGAUCUGUACCCAACUCCACCUCCGGCAACAAGUGUGUCCACACACAGAAGGGGGAGGAAGACAAACAGGCGGAGGACAAAGAUGAACCCAAGGAUUCAUCCGAUUCAUCCAAACCCUCAUCAUUAACGCCCCGGGGGAAGAAGCCCAAGAAGAAGGUGCAGGUGCCCUUGCGAGUUCUGGAGCAGGCCAUGUAUAGAUGUGAGCAGUUCCUCGCCUCCAAGGACCACGAUGAUAUUGAUGUUCAUCAUGAUCCUAUGACUCUGACAGAUGGCCAGUGGGAUCAGCUGAUCCAGCACUACUAUCACCUGGCACAUGACGAGGGCAUCAUGCAGUCUGUGGCUCAGAACAUCCUCGGCCAGUGUGAGAGUCUUCUCAACAGACUCAAGACAAGAUGGCCUCAGUAUGAGAUGGACGGCGCUCGAAAUGUCUGGAUUGUCAAACCUGGGGCCAAGUCAAGAGGGAGAGGUAUCAUAUGCUAUGACAGAAUCGAGGACAUGUUGAAGCUGGUCAACUCCCAGGUUGUGCGGAAAGACAGCAAGUUUGUUGUGCAGAAGUAUAUAGAGCGGCCAUUGUUGAUCUACAACACCAAGUUCGACAUCCGCCAGUGGUUCCUGGUGACGGACUGGAAUCCCCUGACUAUCUGGUUCUACCAGGACAGCUACCUGCGCUUCUGUUCCCAGCAGUACACGCUGGAUGACUUCAACGAGGCAAUCCACCUCUCCAACAAUGCCAUACAGAAGCACAAGAAGAACGGUCCCCGCUCCAACAAGCUGCCCAGUGACAACAUGUGGACCCACGAGGACUUCCAGGAAUAUCUCAAGACUCGGAAGCAGGCUACUGCGUGGGAGGACAUCAUCUACCCUGGGAUGAAGAAAGCACUCAUCUGUGCCCUCCUGGUGACUCAGGAUAUCAUAGAGUACAGGAAGGCGUCUUUUGAGUUGUACGGUGCUGACUUCAUGCUGACGGAGGACUGCCAGCCCCUGCUGAUCGAGAUCAACUCCUCACCAAGCAUGGAGGCCAGCACGCCCAUCACAGCCCGACUCUGUACCAACGUCCUCGAGGACACCAUCAAAGUUGCAGUAGACAGGAAAUAUGACCGAAAUUGCGAUAUUGGUCGCUUUGAGCUUGCUUACAAGCAACCAUUGGUGACAGUGCCGCCAUACAUUGGCAUCAAUCUCAGUGUGGAUGGCCAGGCCAUUCGCAAACCAGGAGUACGUAGGCCUGAUGUUGCCAUUCCAGUGGAACCCUACUUCACUCCACGGAAUAGUGUCCGACAAAGUUUGUCCAAUGAGAAAGUGGCCGAAACUAAGAAGUCAGGGGGAAGUAACUCUGUGCCAGCAGCAGGGAAGUCAAGUGGCGAGGGUGGGAAAUCCACAGGAUCUUCCAAAGCCAGCAGUUCCGAGUCUGGCAAUACUAAGGGACAUUCUACCAAGUCAGAGCCAGUAUCUCAGGACUCGGGUCACAAAGCUUCAGUUAUAAUGGUAUCGAAAUCGGAGAGUAAAAGAUCGGAAUAUGUUGAUAGUCACCACUCUAUAAAGAAUCAUCCCCAGCCUCCAUCGCAUCCCAAAGUGUGCACUCAGACGCCUUAUCUGGCAGGACUGACAACUCGGCGGAUUGUAUCACGGACGUCUGUGUCGAACAACUACACGAUCCCACCCACGAUAAUGGACAGGCAAAACAAGGCCACUGUGUCCGUUAACAAUGUGGAGUCCACAGACUUAAAGACAAUGAAAUCCACUGGAGUUGUCAAAGGUUGUGUAGAUGCAUUAAUCGACGGCACAUGGGGCCGAACUUGUAGUGAGUGUGGGGGUGGAAUGAACUUACAUCUCGAUAACGUCAACCCUAACUGCCGAUGUCGACAAGACAGCGUUAUCGUUACCAUGGCGUACGGACGAGCUCGGAGUGCACGGUUUGCUGCGCCCCCCUUCCACCCCAGCAGCGGGUACAAUCAUCCCCGUCCCCCAAGUGCAUCCUUCAUCCCUCAAACUAAGGGCAAGGGCAGUAGCAAUACAGGCUUCAAGAACAUGAAAAUGGAGAAGGUUUUGUUGAAAUACACUGAUGGUGGAAUCAAACGUCCAAUACCUCUAGCAAUGCAGGCUAAUCCACUUCCGAAGCUGGUACGCAGAUACAUUGGGCGCCGAAUGGUGCCUAGUCAUGACACAAACAUGCUCCAGAGCACUGUUUAUAUAGACACUUCACAGAUAGAGAACCCUCUAUCUAUUGUAUCCCAGAGCUACUGUCGGUGAUGAAGGUGUUGCUCUGAUCUCACAAACCAGCCUUGAUAUGGAAACUUGUCAUUCUCCAUUUGUCCGUCACAGAUGAAGAGCUAAGCGAUUCCUUCACUCUUUAAGCAGCCAAGAAUGAUUUCUACUCACAAAACUCAUUUUUCUUGGCCAGUCACUAGAAGGACAUGGUCUCUUCAGGUACCAUAGUUGAUGAUAACUUCCUUAGCCAGUGCUUUUUUUCAUCACUAGAUAAGUAAUUUUUUUGAAUUAUGAAUGAAAUGUAUUUUUUGUAAUUAACAAAAUAUUAUUUAUUUCUUUAAAAGAAUUUAACAUGUCCUCAGUUUGAAAUGUUCUUGAAGCCUGAGUUCACUGUCAGCGUCCACCUGAUGUAUGCUCAAUCAUGUAGUAUGUAUAUAUAUACACAAGGGACAGGUGGAGAUCUCAGUGUUAUUUAUAUGGGUUUGUUUGAGUGACAUAUUGUUGUUAUUGUUGUUAUGGUAGUCACAUCAAUAGAGAGACAUGUUAUUGUGUGAUGUAUCAUCGUAACGGGUGUUGAUUUCUCGGUUCAUACAUACAUCGUUGUACAUUGAUUGCUUUUUCAUCUUCAUGGAUCAGCUGUGAAAAUCACUGGUGUGUCAUUUAUGUGUUAUUAACAUAUGCAGUUUGACAAACCUUUGUUGCAAUGAUUUAUCUAUAAAGCAGUAGACAUGUCAGACAUGCAAUACCCUGCACACAAUUAUGUUAUAACCUGACCAGCAGCAUUUUACAGUUACAUUCCAAUUUUAUGUUAUUGUGGAAUUAUUUUAAUUUUUUUCUUUAUCCAUAAAAUAACAUCGCCAAAUCUCAGUAAUUCACCUUCAGGAAGUUAUGCCACGGAGGUGUGAAUUCUGUGAAUUCAGUGUAUGAAUCAAGACUUAGAAAUAAAAAAUGGUGUUCCUAUUUUUUUAGAACUGUAAUCUUUUGUUCAAUGGAGGUACUAAUAGUCAUAUGUUUCUUCAAUACAUUCCAGUGUAUAGACAAAUAUUUGUCAAACUGUUUAUACAUGAACCUCAUGAUAGCAGCAUUAUCAUUGUUGUCGUUACAGUAUCAUUCCACUCCAUAUCAUUUUGUUAACGAAACUCUGAAAAUAUUUUUUCAGGGCAGAUUUGUUUCUGCUUGUUGGGACAGACACAUUUCUGAUUUUCAUGUUCUAUUUUUCUGUUAAUACUUUUCUGGUUUACCUUUUAUACUUCUGUACAGUACAUAUAACAUCUUUUCAAAUUCUAUUCUUAUUUUAAUAAUAUGGUUUCAAAUUUAAUUUAUAACCUUUAACAAGUCCUGCCACCAAACAGAGAUCAAAUAAGCCAGUCAGUUAUACAGUGGUAAGUUGUUAAUAUAUGAGAGUUUGGGGCUGUCGGGUAGCCUAGUGGUUAAAGCGUUCGCUCGUCACGCCGAAGACCCGGGUUUGAUUCCCGACAUGGGUACAAUGUGUGAAGCCCAUUUCUGGUGUCCCCCGCCAUGAUAUUGCUGGAAUAUUGCUAAAAGUGGUGGAAAGCCAUACUCACUCACUCACUCACUAUGAGAGUUGAUUUUAUUACUUUACACAUGUUGGUAUUUGUUUCCAACUGUAGACAGCUCCCCACGUCACUGUAAAUUUGGUUUCGGAUAGCGUUAUAUCAAACUAACCGUUUCAGAAAAUGAUUACAGUGCUAUGAUUAGUCUUUGUUGAAAGAAUGAGAAAAUCAUAGGAUUAAGAUGUAUUUGAAACCCUCGACCCUGUUCCACAAAGUGAUCUUAGCAUUAAGAUGAUCGUAACUCCCAUAUCUUAACAUAGGCUUAUGUAAGUCGUAGUGCUAAUGUGGUUUACGACUUAUGCUGAAUCGGAAUUGAUGAUUGGGUAUAGAAGGCUCAUCACAGGUUCUGCCUGCAUACCAUAUUUGGCAUGUGUCCUGACCUAGUUCUUCAAAUCAAUUGAGCGCUACAACUAUCGUAGGCUGUUGUUAAAGAAUGUGAGUUAUGGCAGUUGUAGCGUUGAGAACAAUUUGAGGGAAAACACACUUGUCAAAUGCUUGUACAUAAUUUCAGUGAACAGUAUAUUAUUGAGGUCUUAUGAUAACUUCUAUAAGCUAGCCAUGUCUGGGCCUUGUUGCACAAAGCAGUCAAACUCUAAGACUCAGAAGUAUAUAUUGAGGAAUAAGUGUAAUGCUAGUCUUGGCACUAAGAUCGUUUUGUGUAACAAGGCCAAAAUCAACAUCUGGUAUCCGAGGUCAGUUGAGAAUCCUGAAAAAACCUGCUAUGCUAGGUUUAGUGGUGAAGGGUGACAAGUGCCAAAUAUACUGAUUUACACACAAAUAAUAUAUUUAUGUAGAAUUUUGCUUUUACUACAAUUUUUUACUUUACUUCAGGAAUGGUAUGUCAUUAUACGGUAUGAUAGAUGACAGUUUCGGUAUGUUUACGUGAAUAGAAUCUCCUGUUGUCAAUGUAUCAUUCAACUGGUACAUAUAGUUGUCAGGUGUGUGUUGGAAUUGGCUUGAAAGGUGGACAUUCACGUGAUGAAUUUCAUGCAUACAUACUUAGAUAUCUUUUGGAAACUGCCAAAGCAUUCUGUGUAUUGUGACAGUUCAGAUUUUUAUAAUUAAGAAUGACUGUUGCGAGUGUUAUUAUAAUGAUGUUUAUAAUGUUGACAGACUGUUACUUAGCAUGCUUUUUAAAACAAUUUCAUAAGUUGAAAACACGACUGUGCCAAGUAUAUUCAGGGUCUGAGACUAACUGUGAAAUGAUGCACUGACACCAACAGGUGAGUAAUGGUCCCUGCGUGUGUCUAAAUGAUGAUAUAAGAAAUCUUUAUUGCCAUAUCACCUGCAGGAAAUCUUAACAUGAAGUAGAUUAUUCCGAUAAAUGUCUAACAUUUUAAAUGUUAAAUUUUGUGUCAGCAUCGUGCAGCAAAUAACUGCUGAGUCAUCAGUAUUGAAUAUUUAGUUCACCAGGUCAGCUGAUAACACGGUUCACAUGGAAUAUAGUCAAUGUCAAGAUCUUAUUUGAUUAUUGAAAUUUCUAUGCAAAGUAGCCAUUUGUAUUUGAAAUGUGCUGCAGUUGAUUCAUACACUCCGUUGCUCCAUCACUAGUGGAUACAUAUGCUGCUCUGCAGUGUAGUCGCUGUUUCUAAAUCAACCAAUCAAAACACGGCCUGCUUCCCGCAGGACGUAAAGCAGCGAGUAUUCAGACCAAUACGUGCCCAUAUUACAUCACACAAAUGGCAAUGAUAUCGUGUCACAACCUUGAGGUAUCAUUUGUGCACACUGCUUCCAUAUCAGGCAAUGGCAGGUUAGCACAAGUUCAUGCAAGGAGUAGGACUCAUUUGACUUGUCAGUUAUACACAGCCUCAUUCAUUGGCUGACUGAAAAUACACAUGUCAACACUAAACUGCAUAUCAGCCCAAUGUAUUCACAGGUGAUGUAGUGUGUACCCAUGAUGUAUUGACGAUUGAUUCCACUUUACCAUGCAUACAAUGCCCUUUGUCGUUAACUACAUAAAGUCAGUAAGUCAAUGUAAUAACCGGGUAAGAACUUCUAGUUUUUUCACUUGCCAACUUGUUUACAAAACUUGUUAUUCAAACAACGGGUUUUCAAAUACAGAGAUAUUUAUCAUGCCAAAAUGUCAAGGAACAUUUAAUUUGUCAGUUUCGUUACCAAAUCUCUUUUGAGCCAUACAAAAGAAUUAAUGAUAAUACUGAUUCGUAUUGCAAGUUUAGGUGAUACUCAAAGACGCCUAAAUGUUUAUGCUAUGUAGCGAUCAAUUUGUUUUCGGAGGUUUGUUCAUUCCAGUCUGGAACAUCAACCACUGCCCCGAAGCCUGAGUCUAAUUAUAUUUUUUCUGGUCUACUAAGACCAGCUUAGGCUAUCUAAUAUGCUAAGAUGAAAAUCUGAAAAUAAUCCCAAAAUUUAGGCUUGUAGAUCGGAUGUUUUAGGCACAGAUUGUAAUUAACCAGUCCCUCGCUUUUACCAUGGUUACUAUACAACAGUUCAAAUACUCACUAAUUACAUCACAUGAUACUCCAUGCAAUGCUGAUUACAAACAAUAUAAAGAAAUAUUUAUGAUUAUAUUCUUUCAUGAUUUCUGUGGCAAAUUAUAUGCUGAUGUGACAGAUUUACAGAUAAAGUAGAUGAUUGAUAUGGGUGUCAUGGCCCCCACAACAACAUCUUCCCGCGGCAAAGGUGUUAACUCACUUUAUAAGACAGUCCAGUGUGGAAACUGGACUUUCUUAUAAAGUCAGUUAACACCUUUGCCGCGGGAAGAUGCCGACACAAUAACUGAUGACUCAAAUGUAUGAAUUAAUACCAUAAACAAUUCACUAUUUAAAUUUUGUAAACACGUCAAUAUAAGUUUUUAAUAGCUGCAUUAAUAAUGAAUCUAUGUUUGCUAUAUGAAUAUUCACAGACAUUUGAAAUUUGUAUUUGGCGACAGCUGUCCAUGAUGUGCGAGACAUUCUCUACUAGGAGAGAACCUAAUAACAAUUAAAAUAUUUUCACACUGUAACCGUGGUUACUGGUAAUGCAAAUAGUACAAUACAGGCCAGACAAUUAUUGUAUUAUUUAUAGCAUUAACUCUUGAGUUGAAUAUUGUUUGCUAAUUGUUUUUGUUAGUUAUUUAUCCGACCAUUGUCUCUUCACACCCAGUAUCUGUGAUUGUUUGUUCAGUACUUACUAACUUCACCAGUAUUAAUACUUAGGUUCAGGGUAUCAGUAGGUCUCAAAACCUAUUACUCUAUGCAGAAGAUGUAUUUAUCAACAUCAACAGAUGUCAGGGGUUUAUUGCUACAAGUCACUAAAAGAUCUCUUAUUUUCUCUGUAUUUACAGACUUAUCAUACUAAUUUUUGUAUUACCAACCUAACUAAAAGCAGAUUUCAAUUAUGAAUCCAAUCCAAUGUUAAGUUAUAGCCAAUUUAAACCAAAUGUAUUUUUUCGCAUAAAUUACCAGUAUAAUAUGAGUCUCACUUUGGCUAAUCUGAUUUUAGAUAAUCCUUUAUUAUUUUUUUACAUUAGUUGUGAAGUACAUUGAUCUUAUUUUCUAUAAACUCUUAGUUUCUUUUUAAGCUUUAACUAGACAAAUGCCAGUGCUGAAGUAUUAUGAAAUUAGUCAAAGAAAGGUAUGGGCAUCGUAAGAAACACCAUGUUCAUUUCUGUAGGCUUGUGAUUAAAUGUUGAUUUUGGAAAACAUUUACAUGAUGUUUUCAGUUCACAUAUUUUACAAGAAUACAUAUUAUUUAGCAGAGAUAUUUGAUCAAACACCUGUGAUGUCUGGAACAGAGGAAACAACACAAGGCAUUUUGAGAUGCCCCAUCGGAUGUUUUGUUUUUUCUUGUGUACACAACUCUCAGCAUUGAUAUCGAUCUGUGAUAUGAUUAUUUGUUUUAUUGAAGUGUGUGUCGUUACCUGCUGCUUAUAUGUUUUAAGAUAUAUUUUAUUUUUGAAGAUCAGGUUUUCAUAUCCAGAGUUUGUGCUGUUUAUGUGAUUUAUAAAAUGAAGUAAAUUUAUAUUGAAUGCUU
Molecule: messenger RNA, 9567 nt
Organism: Haliotis rufescens (red abalone)
Lineage: Eukaryota; Metazoa; Mollusca; Gastropoda; Lepetellida; Haliotidae
Product: tubulin tyrosine ligase 3-like
Exons: 19
Coding region: 92-4063 (1323 amino acids)
Biological process (GO): cilium assembly; cilium movement; protein polyglycylation
Cellular component (GO): cilium
Molecular function (GO): metal ion binding; protein-glycine ligase activity, initiating; ATP binding
Source: RefSeq, a predicted model, not a curated record